AUGUCGGCUCAGAUCAAAAAUAAAUUAUCUGAUAAACAUGGUUCUCCUCUUGAAACUGUGGAAGAAGCUGUGUUAAAAUACGUAGGAGAGGAAUUAACUGACGUGAAUAAAGAAAUCUCUAAAUCUGAUAUUGAAAGAGAAAAAUCUUCUAAAAAUGAAAAAUACACUUUUACAGAGAUAUCUGUGUCGUCUCGACAUCUAAACGGUGAAAUAAGUUCAAGUAAUAGUAAUGAUAUAAAGGACAAUAAUACUAACUAUACAGAUCUAAAGAUCGACGAAAACAACAAUAAAGAUCAUAGCAGUAGUAACGAUAAUGCUUCUGACAUGACAUGGUAUUUAAGGCAUGAUGAAGAUAUGACAACUACCAACUUAAAUCAAACAGAAUCCUCAAAUGUUCAACCGAAACUACAAAAUAACCAAGAUUCAAUAAAUCAAAACACAUUAGCAUUAGCUGCUGUAGUUGCUGCAUAUCAAGCUGAUAAAUUAAAUAAAUUGAAAAGGAAAAAUGAUGAUGUAGAAGAUUUUAUAGAUACGCAUGUAACAACGGACCAUCAAGAUAAAAUGGCUGAAGAGAACCCACAUAACAGUGGAUCGUUUAAGCGGGGGAAGAUAAAUGGCCAUCAUGAAGAAGGUGAUACGAUUAAUGAUGAUUAUAUAGUGAAAAAGUUUCGUGUAGAUUUAAAGAGGGGUAAGUCCCGCUUACUAGUAGAUCCAGAAUUAACUACUUUAGAUGAUCCAUCGUCACAACAUCAAUUAGUUAACAAAGCUAUUGAAGAAGCUGAUUCGAUAUCCCAACAACCAGAUUUCCAACAAUAUUUAAAUACUGAAACUGACAUGAAUCAUGACUUAAGUAAACUUACUGAACACGAUAUGGAUGACAAUCAUGUUAACAGUAGGAGUCUGAAACAUUUAAAAACAACAGCUGAAUCUGAACCAGUGGAGGAAAGCUUGUCACAGAAAGUCUUCAAUGAUUUUCCUGAGAUAUCUUCAGAACCACCGAUUACUAUAAUCAAUAUGUCAUCCAAUAAAAAUCAUAAAAAGAAAUCUAACACUGAAAAGGUGAAUCAAGCGACCAUAGAUGCAGAUAAUAUGUUGUUAGAGCGUGCAGCCAAAAAAGCGUCUGAGCUAAUAGGCUCUCUAGCAUCUACUCAAACUAGCGGGAAAGCAUUUGAUGCAUAUGAAGAAGCUGCAUUGGAUCAAUUCAUCAAAGAUUAUGAAACUAUUAAGAAAUUUACCAGAAGAGAAACAUGUGAAAGAAUUUGGACUAAUGGACGGCGUAAGGAUGAUUUUUGGAUCAAUAUCUGUAAAGUACUUCCUUAUAGAACAAGAAGUUCCAUUUACAAACAUGUUCGAAGAAGGUAUCAUAUCUUUGAACAAAGAGGUAAAUGGACACCUCAAGAAGAUCAACAGUUGGCAGACCUGUGUAUAGAUAAAGAAGGACAAUGGUCAGUAAUAGGCAAAAUAAUGGAUAGAAUGCCAGAAGAUUGCAGAGACCGUUGGAGAAAUUACAUAAAAUGCGGUAACAACCGUAUAUCCAAUAAAUGGUCUCCAGAAGAAGAAUCUAUGUUAAAGAGAGUUAUUGCUACAAUGUUAGAAGAAGCAGAGGCAUACUAUGACAAAAAAAAUGAAAUAACUACAGAUUCAAAUAAUGAAGGUAACGGAGAGUCAAAAAAUCCUGGCUACAAAACCAUUGGCGCUAAGCCCACUUUUAAAGAUGUCAUCAACUGGACGGUUGUCAGUGAAAGAAUGGGAGGUACCAGGUCACGCAUCCAAUGUCGGUAUAAGUGGAAUAAAAUAAUGAAGAAACAAGCUUUAUCUAAGAUUGAGCUUAUAACUACUUCAGAGAAAAGAUGGCUUAUGGAAAAAUUGAGAGAUUUAGGUUUUACUGAUGAAUCACAAGUGGAUUGGGAUGAAUUGGCAAGUCUUCAAGGUACAAAAUGGGCUGGGCUGGAAUUGAAAAUAUGCUAUGAAAAAAUGAGAACUAUGGUCAAAUCAUAUAAAGAAUUACCUGUUAAUGAAGUUGCUAAGUCAUUAUUGGAAAAUUUACUAGAUGAUAAUAUAAUCACAGAAAAAGAUCAAUAA
This is a messenger RNA of Arxiozyma heterogenica, 2082 nucleotides long. RefSeq names its product Nsi1p (gene NSI1). The transcript has a single exon. Gene Ontology annotation, cellular component: nucleus. The coding region runs from base 1 to 2082 and encodes 693 amino acids. Gene Ontology annotation, biological process: regulation of DNA-templated transcription. NCBI's taxonomy places the organism in Eukaryota, Fungi, Ascomycota, Saccharomycetes, Saccharomycetales, Saccharomycetaceae. Gene Ontology annotation, molecular function: transcription cis-regulatory region binding; DNA-binding transcription factor activity. The record is from RefSeq and is a predicted model, not a curated record.